CUGCAGAUUUCCCAGGAGCCCUGCCCGAACUCUGGAAAGGAGGCCGAGGGAGCGUGCUGGGCCCGUGGGGUCUCCAGUGGUGGAGGCCCAAAGGCCCGGGACUGCCCAUUGCAGGGUUUGGGACGUGUCUAGCUCUGGGGUCCCUCUUGCUCCCCCGGCCUUCUAUCAGGGAGCUCGAGGAGACCUGAGGCCAGGUCAGUGGGCUCCAGGGACCCCUAGAGACUGCACACUUGCCAGUGUCUGAAGUCCCCAGGCCCCUGGCUCCUGACAGCAUCCCCGCCGAGGAGGGCUGUCCCUCCACCCAGGACUGGGACACCUCUCGCAGGGCAGACUCCUACUGGGGUGGGGCACAGCGCGUCCCAGGGCAGCCACCAGCAGUGGUCUAAAUGGCCCCCAUGGAGAAGGAGGCUUCCGGCACAUUCUCUAGCUCGGUUUUCGAUGGGUGCUUGCUGCCCAGGCAUAAGUGCUUUCAAGAGUGGUUUUGCCGUGGUCCGGUGUUUGGGACAGAAGUCUGCACUAGCAGGAUGCUUCAUGGCCAGCCAGAGGGAGCAGGAGACUGGCCCGGGGCUGCCCAGAAGCAGCUGAGCUGAGCCUGGAACCGUGGGCUGAGCGUGGGGCUCUGCUCUUAGUUCUGGCCUCUGGCCUAUGUGCUGUGCCAGGACCCUGCCUGGAGGGGUCUCUGGGCUGUGGGGAGGUUGGACUUACCUUGUGGCCUGCUUGGUGGCCUCUGUCUGGGACCCUGGAGCAUUGGAGGGAGGGUUGAGUCUGGGUUGGGAGAGAAAGGAGCCCCGGGUGGCUGGACCCAGGGGCACAACCACGCUGUGAAUCGGGCCACCCGUCGGCAUCUAUGCAGCUCCCUGAUUCAUGGGGCUGGAGGGGGCGGAGGCAGGAGAGAUUGUGCUUGAAGGAGGGCGGGGAGGGGCUUUUCGGAGGGAGCUUGCUGCCUGUAAACUCUGAGACUAUUCCAGGCACAGGAGGAGAAAUUGGCUGGAGGUGGGGCAUCCAUGACCAGGUGUCCUGUCCCCUUCCGCACGGCCUCCCUGCCCACCUGUGUCCCCAGCUGAGAUCCGCUGAGGGGAGGGCCUCAGUCUACACUCUCCAGAGCACCUUAGGAUUCAUGCUUUCAUUUGCUGGGGCAGCUCUUCUCACUGCCACUGAACAGGUGCAAAAGCAGAGGCACCCAGGGCGCCUCAGGUCCCCUUCACGUCAUCCCAUCAGCCGUGCCCUGACAGUGGCUCAGGAAGGCGAUUGACACUCCCAACAGCUUUCCUCUUCUCCCUGACCGCUGGGUGGGGAUCAGCAUGUACACCCCACCACCCAUUUACAGGGAAGACCCUGCAGCGGGUGCCCUCGGUGGGUCAGCGGCCUGGCCCUCCCGGGUCUCACAGCUCCCACUGAGGAAGAUGCCUUUUCUAACACAGUUGUUGAAUGAGGGCACAGCUGAGGUGCUGCAAGGCCCAGCAGAACAAGGAGGGGGCCUUUGAGCUGGGCCUUCAAGGGGCCAGGAGUACGUUUGAGGGCACCGUGAGCAGAGGCACAGAAACGAGGACCAGGCGUCCCCAGGCCGUUGGGUGGGCUGCAUGGCCCAGAGCCCGGGCCUGUGCUUGCGGUCCCGAUGGCCCCUGUCUGGCUCUCACAAGCGGAGGAGAGUGUGUCUGAGUGUCGGCUGGCAUCAGGGCUUCCUCCCGUUGCUUUCAAGGCUCCCCAGGCUUUGGCCGGUACAGCCGAUUCUGUGUCGCUCUUCCACCCGUCUCUGCUCUCAGCUUGGGGACGAGGCUUUCUGCAACCCCAAAGAAAGACAUCCCUCCUCUGGACUGACUGAGUGGUCCUCUGGCACCCCAGAGUUUCUGACUUCCCUGGGCCGGGCUGAGCCUGGGGCGUUGGUAUUUCGUAAAGCUCUCCACGGUGAUUCUGAGAACCCCUGCUCUGUACCGCUCUUCAGGCCACAGUGGUCAAACUGAGGCCCAGAGCAGAGCAAGGUCUGACUCGCCAUCAUGCGGUCCGUGGCAGAGGCAGGACGUGAACCCGCCUCUGGACUUCCGGGCUAGCCUUCCUUCUGCUUGUGCACAAGGGACCGGGAGGAGUGUGGCUUCCCGGGCCUUGUGUGGGGUGGGUUGUGGGGCCACAACGUCGCUGGCAUGGGAUCUGACCUGCUCCUGCUCCCAGCCCUGUUCUGAUCCAAGAUGGCGCCAGGGUAGUCACAGCCGGUGGGCCCUCAUCUCACUAAAGACUCAAGGAGAUGGUUGAGUGGGUUGGGGUUGGGUGUGUGGUGUGUUGCCAUGGAGAUGCCCUCUGGUGUUGUUGGGGGGAAGCCAGUUCACGCUGGGAACCUCCUUGUCUCUUAAGGUACACUUUCCAUAGCUCCUUCUUAUUUGCAGACACCUUCACUCGGACUGUCCCAGCUUAGGGUCUUGAGGGUGACCGAAUGAUAGUCAGUUUCUUCAAAGAACAAGUGGUGGGCGGGAAGAGAGCUGGUACCCACAUAAUGAGUGUUGACUUUAUGACAUCCCUGUGCUGGAUGUUCCGUGUUCAUGCAAUCAGUGGGCGGAAACCAGGGGCCGUUCUGCUGGCUGGGGGCAUUUGGCCGUGCCCCGGGACGUUCUUGGAGUCGCAACUCUGCGGGUGAAUGCUGCUGGUUUCUAGCAGACAGAAGCCAAGGGUGCUGAUCAGCAUCCUCCAUUGCCCAGGACGCCCCUACCCCACUAACAGAAUUUUUCCAGCCCCAAACGCCAACGGUGGCCAGACGGAGAAUCCCCCAUGAGCCCCUGGCAGCAGCCCUGGGAGGUGGCAGUAGUUACCACCCUCUUCUUACAGAGGGGGACACGGGAUUUGCACAGGAGACGCAGCUUCUAGUCCCAGGCCUGUGAGUGCAAGGAUGGGGCCCUACGCUGUCUGCCCGGGGAACAGAGCCCCAGCCUUCCUCUCCCGCUUCCUGGGCCGUGGUAUCCUGGUGGGUGGGGUGGGAGGUGAGGGCUGAAGGAUCUUUGUGCCCCUGGCCUCAUUGUGGUUUCCGCGGCAGCCAGAGGCACGAGUUGGGCUCCAGGUUCCCCUCCCUACCCGGUUUCUCUCUUGCGUGGAUCUUCGGGACAUUUUGGCAUUAGACAAAGGGUGGACAGAGCCACGCUGUGGAGAAAGUGACUUCCAAAGCCAGGUCACAUGUGGGAAGGGCCACGCUGUCCCCUUGCCCGGGGCCCCUGGCUGUUCUGUGCAGAUGGAAGCCGAGGUCACUCCUGGCCUCCAGCCCAGGGGAACUCGUCUCCAGGAGGGAGCUCGUGGGCUCCUCACAUUGCACCCAUGAGCUGCCCCAAAUCCGCAGAUGCCCACCUCAACAGGAGCUGCCGCCAGCCAGCGCUCCAGUUAGAGGGGAGCCUGCACAUGCCCAGAUGUGGGGACUGGGCGGGGACUGGGGGACCAGGAAGGAGAAGAGAGCCACGGGACCAAAUAAGCUUUCUGUGAAUACACUGUGAUGGGCGUCACCAGAGGCCACACACCACAGAAGCCCAGUGUAAAUAGUCUCCCUGUUUAAAUGUCCUUCCUCCGAGCCAUUUAUAGAGGCCGCGUGGGAUCCUAACCCUAAUAAGGAUCCUUUGUUCCUGUUUAGGGCUUUAAAGCUCCUUGACAUCACUAUGCUCCCCCUGCCCCCCGACCAGGUUGGUGUGGUCGUUAUUCCCGGUCCAGGCAGUGGGAGAGGUUGAGUGAGCUGCCCUGCUCGCCCAGCCACUCAGAGGUCAGGCAGGGCCCGAAUCCGAAGGCGUGUGACUCGGGCCAGCGCUCCCACCCACGUGCACCGUGCCGCUUCCCGCCCUCUGAGGGGUGCUGGAAGGGACCUCUCGGUAGGAGGAGGGUGUGGUGGUGGUGAGCGGACGAGGGCGCCCUGGUGCCUCCCGGCUCCCCAACUGGUGGCCGGCAAGUAGGAAGGAGAAGGACCACCCGCGUUGACGGUCAUUUACCCAAUUGUGCUUUGUGGGAUAUUCAACCCAAGGAAUGUGGCGCCCCUGGCCGAGCGCAAGAGGAAGCCCAAGUUCUCGAAGGAGGAGCUGGACAUUCUGGUCACGGAGGUGACCCGUCACGAAGCGGUUCUGUUUGGGAGGGAGACCAUGCGGCUGUCCCAUGCCGACAGGGACAAGAUUUGGGAAGGCAUAGCUCGGAAAAUCACCUCCGUCAGCCAGGUCCCCCGCUCCGUCAAGGACAUUAAGCACAGAUGGGAUGACAUGAAACGGAGGACCAAGGACAAGCUGGCCUUCAUGCAGCAGUCGCUGUCGGGCCCCGGGGCCGGGGGCCGGGCCCCCACCGUCGUGCUCACCGCCCACGAGAGGGCCAUCGAGUCUGCGCUGCUCACAGCCCGUUCCCGGCGCAGCUUCCCCAGGGUGGAGCUGGACGGCACGGACAGCCCCUCGACCAGCAAUGACGAAGACGAGGAGGCACCAGGGCCCUCCCAGCAGCCUCUGCGGGGGCCCCGGCCGCGGUCACCAGAGGAAGAGGCCUGUCUGGCCAGGCCCAGCCUGCUCCGCUCCUCCUCCUCCUCAGACCAGUCUGAGCCCAUGGGCGCCAAGCCAGAGGCCCCGGCCCGGCCCUCGCCCCAGGCCCAGGCCGCCUGCAGGACCCCUCGGCCACACCCCAGCGCGGCCAGCACGGGCCUUGACUGGCAGCUCCUCCAGGCCCACGCCCAGCAGACGGAGGCGCUCCGUCAGUUCUGCCAGGAGCUGGUGACCGUGCACCGGGACAUGGCCAGCAGCAUGCACAUCCUCAGCCAGGCCAUGGCCGAGCUGACCAGCCGCGUCGGUCAGCUGUGCCAAACGCUGACAGAGAUCCGGGAUGGGGUCCAGGCAUCUCCUCACGGGCCGGCUGGGGCAGCCCCCACGGGCUCCACCCCUCAGACCGAAGCGCCACCGGCAGAGACCUCGCAGCCUCCCCCGGCACCAGCCCCCGCACGGACUACCAGGUCUCGGAAGAGAAAGCACAAUUUCUGACCCCGCCAGUCUCCCCUAGGAGGAAGAGGGAUGGAGAAGGGGUGUCUGGCCAAGAGACGGGGGCUAGUCUCUCGUGUCCAGGACACUUGGGGGUGCUGGGGGCUGUCAUCUCGCCAAGCGCAGGCUGGCUGCCCUGUGCUCUAACAGCAUGUAUUCAGCCCCACUCCCUCAUUUUUGGCAGAUGUUCUAGAUGCAGGAGAGGCCACCCGCUUGAGGCUUGCUCGGCCUGGAGGGCUCGCCGCCUCUGGAUCUGCACCCCAUGGUACCAGGCUUACGGGGAAGGGGGAGCAUCUGGAUGGAAUCCUGCUUGCCAACCUCAGGGCUGCUGCGCCAGCCUCCCAGGCCCCGAAUCUGCAGCUUCUGAAGGGGGUGAGGCCUGAGGACGGGCACGUGGGGCUCAGCCCUCCCAGGAGGGGUCUGUCCGUCCCUCCCCCAGGGCUCGGAGCCCCGGCGGGUGGCGCCCCAGCCUCCGCCUUCCGCUUGCCAUGUGCGUGCGCUCAGCUGCUGUGCUUGCCUUCUGUGGCAUGGGGAGAAGAAUGGGAUGACGUCGGAGGAAAGAGAAGACAACCUGGUGUUCUCAGAGGGCCCUGUGCGCUCGCGCCUGCAUUUGCAGAUGUGUGACCUCAGUGGGUUUUCGGGACAGCUGGAGAGGCAGCCACGUCCGGUAUUAUCAUCAUCAUUAUAACCAUCAUCAUCUGCAUUCCACAGAUGACAAAUGACACCGCAGUUAGUGGGGGGGCCAGGACUGGAAGCCAGGUCUGGGGAUGUCUCCAGCUCCCCGUCAGGGGCCAGAUCUGGAGUGGGGAGGGGUGUUGCUUCUUGCCUGCCCCGCCUCCACAAUCCUGGUGCCAGGGGAGGCAACAGCUGCAUUAGGAGGUGAGUCUGUCCACCCGGCCCCAGCACUAAGGCUGAUGGCCAGUGGCUGGGGGAGACAAAGGGCCCAAGUCUUGGGGUCCACAAGGCAACCCCUCCUCUGGCUUCUAGAAGAACCCAGAGCCCAGGAGGGCUCCUAUCUGUUCCAAGUUCAGCAUGCCUUGCCCCUGCUUGCUUGGGCUGCAUAUGCAUUAGCUACACACAUCUCUAGCUUCCUGUUUCGUUCUGGAGUGUGGGGAGAGAGGCUGAUUCCCAGAGGGAGGGGGGGAGGUGGGGGUGCAGAUGCCAGCUUGGCUCUGACAUGGGCGCAGCUCAGCUCCGUGCCCUCUUUGCUCCCUGGCCUGAGGCUGACCGUAGGAGAAACUGUCAUACCCUGGCCCUCCACCCUCCCACGCCUGCCACCCUGAGCCUUAGUGGGAGCUGGGAGGACCCCAAUACCCUGUGCCUGCUGGGGUGGCUCCUGGAGGGCUGCUUCUAAGCCUAGACCAAGCUUUGUCCCAUGCAGGGAGAAUGGAGGGCACUUGCAAUGUCCCUGUGUCCUUGGCUCCAUCUCCCCAUUCUGUGGUUCUUUAGGGGUCCCAGCUACCCCAAACUGAACAGCCCCUGUCGGAUAGCCCAAAGGCUUGAUCCUUGCCUGACAUUGCCCUGCCGUCCGAUGCUGGAAUCAAAGAUUGCCUUCCCAAGUAUUUUUGUUAAGAUGGCAAUAAAAAGAAAUUGAUCUCUCACUUGGAACACA
Molecule: messenger RNA, 6579 nt
Organism: Equus quagga
Lineage: Eukaryota; Metazoa; Chordata; Mammalia; Perissodactyla; Equidae
Product: myb-related transcription factor, partner of profilin-like
Exons: 2
Coding region: 4098-4970 (290 amino acids)
Biological process (GO): regulation of transcription by RNA polymerase II
Cellular component (GO): nucleus
Molecular function (GO): DNA-binding transcription factor activity, RNA polymerase II-specific; RNA polymerase II cis-regulatory region sequence-specific DNA binding
Source: RefSeq, a predicted model, not a curated record